AUGGUCGUUUCUCCUGGGGCUUCCCAUGGCGGGGCACUGUGCUGCAGCCCCAUCGGUCGCCGUGGCAUCGUCACUGCCUCGCUCCUCUGCUGGUCCCCAGCCAUGCACCUGUUUGGCCUAAACUGGCACCUGCAGCCGAUGGACGGGCAGAUGUAUGAGAUCACGGAAGAUACGGCCAGCAGUUGGCCAGUGCCCACGGACAUCUCCUUGUAUUCCUCAGGGGGCACGGGGUUAGAAUUACCUGACAGGAAAGGCAAAGGAGCCAGCGAAGGACAGCCCAGUAGUCUCUUUCCAGAAGACAGCUUUAUAGACACCGGAGAAAUCGAUGUCGGCAGGAGAGCCGCUCAGAAAAUCCCUCCCGGUAUGUUCUGGCGAUCUCAGGUGUUCAUCGAUCACCCGGUUCAUCUGAAGUUCAACGUUUCGUUAGGGAAGUCUGCGUUGGUCGGGAUCUAUGGCAGGAAAGGCCUUCCACCUUCACACACCCAGUUUGACUUUGUGGAACUGCUCGACGGGAGGCGACUACUCACUCAGGAGGCAAGGAGCCUGGAAGGGCCUCAGCGCCAACAAAAGGGCUUUGUGCCAUUGGCCAGCCACGAGACGGGAUUCAUCCAGUAUUUGGACUCAGGAAUGUGGCACCUCGCCUUCUACAAUGAUGGGAAAGAAGCCGAGGUGGUUUUGUUUCUCACCACUGCCAUCGAAUCGGUGGAUAACUGUCCCAGCAACUGCUACGGGAACGGAGACUGUGUUUCGGGCACCUGCCAUUGUUUUCUUGGCUUCCUGGGUCCCGACUGUGGCCGGGCAUCUUGCCCAGUAUUAUGCAGUGGAAACGGGCAGUACAUGAAGGGCCGGUGCUUGUGCCACAGCGGGUGGAAGGGAGCUGAGUGCGACGUCCCGACCAACCAGUGCAUCGACGUCUCGUGCAACAACCACGGCACCUGCAUCAUGGGGACCUGCAUCUGCAAUCCAGGCUACAAGGGAGAGAGCUGCGAAGAAGUGGAUUGCAUGGACCCCACUUGCUCAGGACGUGGCGUUUGUGUCAGAGGAGAGUGCCAUUGUUCUGUCGGCUGGGGAGGAACCAACUGUGAAACGCCGAGAGCUACUUGUCUGGACCAGUGUUCGGGCCACGGCACCUUUCUCCCUGAAACCGGCCUGUGCAGUUGUGAUCCAAGCUGGACCGGACACGACUGUUCAAUUGAGAUUUGUGCUGCGGACUGUGGCGGACAUGGCGUCUGUGUCGGAGGCACCUGCCGCUGCGAGGAGGGGUGGAUGGGAGCGGCCUGUGAUCAGCGAGCGUGUCACCCGCGCUGCAACGAGCACGGGACUUGCCGGGACGGCAAGUGUGAAUGCAGCCCGGGCUGGAACGGAGAGCACUGCACCAUCGAGGGAUGCCCUGGCUUGUGUAACGGCAACGGCAGGUGCACACUGGACGUGAACGGGUGGCAUUGCGUCUGCCAGCUGGGCUGGAGAGGCAUGGGCUGUGACACUUCCAUGGAGACGGCGUGCGGCGAUGCGAAAGACAAUGAUGGAGGGUGCCGUUCCAUUGACAUGAAUGCCGAACUGAACACCAUUGUGGUCACUGUUCCCAACUGGUGCAACAACCUCCACAUAUCUGACGAGGUCUUGAACCCCUUGAACCAAGUCCAAAAUCAGUACCCCUCUGAUGGCUUGGUGGAUUGCAUGGAUCCAGACUGUUGCCUGCAGCCCCUGUGCCAGACCAAUUCCCUCUGCCAGGGCUCCCCAGACCCCCUGGAUAUCAUCCAAGAGACUCAGCCCCCGGUCUCCCUGCAGAACCUCUACUCGUUCUACGAACGCAUCAAGUUCCUCGUGGGCAAGGACAGCACGCACGUCAUUCCCGGAGAGAACCCUUUCAGUGAAGG
This is a messenger RNA of Gekko japonicus, 1877 nucleotides long. RefSeq names its product teneurin-4-like. The record is from RefSeq and is a predicted model, not a curated record. The transcript is spliced from 11 exons. The annotation marks the transcript as partial. NCBI's taxonomy places the organism in Eukaryota, Metazoa, Chordata, Lepidosauria, Squamata, Gekkonidae. Gene Ontology annotation, molecular function: protein homodimerization activity; protein heterodimerization activity; cell adhesion molecule binding. Gene Ontology annotation, cellular component: neuron projection. Gene Ontology annotation, biological process: neuron development; heterophilic cell-cell adhesion.